GAAAAAAUGCUAAAUAUGCUGAGACUGUUGUCGAUAAUGAUGGUGACGAUGAAAUGCCGAUUGCUUGUGCGAGAAGAACGUACGAAACGACGAAAGAGGCAAGUCAUGUCGAUCAGCCAAUUCAUACCUCGGCUUUCACUCUCGAUGAUACACCAUUUUCUGCUAUCAGCGCCGAUUUAGUACCCUCUUUUAUAGAAGAUCCGAAAGAAUACUUUGAUGAAUUUGGUUUUCGAAAAGGAGAUGAUACAGCAGGGCAAGCUGGGGAGGCGGUUGAAAUUGAAAACGCUUCACAUAGAAUGCGCUUUCUCGCUGCACUCGAAUUCGCUCAUUCAGGCUUAAAGGAUGAACUAGUAUGGUCAAAAGUAAACGUUGAGACAUUGUACACUGACAGGGUACAACAGCUUAUUAAAGACGGAGGUAUUCCUCAUUCAAUGAGGCCUUAUUUAUGGCCACGAUUCGCUGGCGCAACCGAUAAGUGCUCUGCAGCUGGUUAUUCCUAUAGCGAAGUUUUACGGCAAUCCGCGCAAGACAAACCGUCUAUAGGUGUUCAAAUCGAAAGAAGUCUGUUAAGGACUCUGCCAAAUAACAUCUGUUUCUGGAAGAAAAAUAGUAUAGGAAUUGACGCAUUACGAAGAGUUCUGAAAGCCAUAGCUUUCAUUUACCCUGAUCUUGGCUUCUGUGAUGGAAUGGGUGUUAUCGCAGCAACACUUCUUCUUUUUUGCUCGGAGGAGACAACAUUCUGGAUGAUGGCUACCCUUAUCGAGGAUAUUUUACCUCCAAAUUACUAUAGUCAAUCGUUGUUAGGUGUUCAGGCCGACGAGCUGGCCACAAGACAUCUAAUGAAGUCUCAUGUGCCAGAUUUAAAUCGAAUACUCGAUGAACUCGACGUGGAAGUGUCAUUGGUGACUGUCAAUUGGUUAAUGACUUUGUUCGCCACUGUGCUUCCUAUUAGAACACUAUUGCGUGUUUGGGAUUUUAUUUUUUAUACGGGAAGCGUCACUAUAUUUAGGGUAGUUAUAUCAGUUAUGAAGAUGAAAGAAGAUGAAAUCGUUGACAUAGGAAGAAGCUCGAAAUCGUCUGCAGACCUCUUCAAUGCUGUCAGUCAACUUCCGCACUCCGUGACUGGGGUGGAUAAACUUGUCGAAUACAUGACGUCGUUCGAGUUUACGAUCACAGAACAUCUCAUUAGUGAAUUGCGAAAGAAAUAUCAGGCUAUUCUAAUGGCCGAUCAAGGGAUGAUAGUAAACGCUACCACCGAUACAAACCUACCGAAGCAAAAAGUUCAGCGUCGAAAAUUAGCCAGAUCGAAGAGCAUUAUACAUCAAAUUUUUCAUUUAAAAGAAGAACGUAUUCAGAGCGAGAAUGAUCCCAAACUGAAAAAUAUUCGUCAGACUGAAAUUCUUGUUGACUUGAGAGACUCGGUAAUGCAAAUAUGUCGUUAUUUCAUUAGUUGUGAUGAGAAAAUGGAGCUAAAUAUUUCUACUAAGGCAGACUAUAGUCCUGAAUCACAUAUGCAGGACAUUGAUAAUUUUUUGACUGGUCGACGAGAGGGUCACAAGCGAGCUCGUGCUUUACUCGACUUUGCUCGACGAGAUGAAGACGAGCUAGGAUUCCGGAAAAACGAUAUAAUCACUGUCAUUUGUGAGAAAGACGAGCAUUGUUGGGUGGGAGAAGUAAACGGGCUCCGUGGAUGGUUCCCUGCUAAGUUCGUAGAGGUUGUUGAUGAACGAGGUAAAAACUAUACUGUCUACGGCGACGAGGCAGUUUCACCGGAAAUUACCGAAUACGUUAGAGGUAAUCGUGCCAGUCGACUAGCAAAUAGCUUCCGGCAAGUUAUGGAUCAUGGUAUCAUGGAAAGCGUUCUUUAUCCAUCAACCGCCUACCAUCCAUGGUCAUUCGUUGAAGACAUCGCUUAUCACUUGGUUGAGAAACAUUUCAAUUUGGUCUACUCUCGUCUGACAUUAUGCAACACCUUCAAACUGGAUCAAGACGGCAAAGUUGGUUAG
Molecule: messenger RNA, 2006 nt
Organism: Angiostrongylus costaricensis
Lineage: Eukaryota; Metazoa; Nematoda; Chromadorea; Rhabditida; Metastrongylidae
Source: the annotation of a GenBank genome assembly